AUGGAGAGCAAUAACGAAAGCAGCGAGACUUGGGAAGUUCCCAUCAUGCUCAGCCCGGACUACGAGGAAAUUGCUAGGAUCAAUCCCUUCUACGACAAGAUCAUGGAUAUGUGGAACAAAUCCGCUCAGGCCGCAACUGAAAUGAUCCUCUCCUCAGAAGGCUCUCCAAGUCUCUCCUCUCCGUCGUCACAGUCGACCCAUUCCGGAAACGAAAAGUCUUGUGUUCAUCGAGAAGCAUCUGCAUCUCUGCUGAGAGAAUGCCAGUGCUAUGACGAUCAUCAUGUACCUAAGCAGCCAUGCACUUUGCUCCAGAACGGAAACGAGCAUAAGCCUUUGUAUCAGACCCAAGACGGGCUUCGAAUUGGACAAACUGCUCUUAUCGAGAAUGGUGAUAGUUUCAGAAACGUGCUCCCCCGCUCUGUCCACCCCGUUGAGCACUAUCCGCAUGAUCAGGUAGAUGCGUCCUGUGUGGAACCUGCCCUCAUGCCAACAAAGACCACGCACAAGAAGCUCUUUGGUGAGAACGGCUGGCUUGGAUGCACUGCCGACAUGAAGGAUUUGUCGAGGGACAGUCAUAAGUUCAGAGGCUUGAGAGGUCUGGGCAGGAAGGUUAUCAAGCAAGUGGAAGAACUCGCGGAGGAUGUGGCCAGGGCUCACCCAAACCCCAUCAUCCAUGCCACCCUUCGCCCAAGGCUUGUUCCCGAAUCAACCAUUCCCAUCUCGCUAGAUCCUCCGACACAGGCCAAGCUGUACUCGGAAAUGGAGGUUAUGCUCUGCGUCAGCGCCAAUAAGUUCCUUCUCGGACAAUACAAUGAGGGCCGUCUGUCUGAAGAGUCGAUUCGCAAGGUCACCAACUAUUGGGGAUCGAAAAACCGGCCUCAGGUCAUUGAGUUCCAGUUCGACCAGGCCACCCAGCGCCGGCUGAUUCUGGCAAAUGUCCGGACUCUGCGUUUCAGCGGCGAAUGUUCCUCUAACCUAGUUCUUCUCAAGUCGAACCUGAAUAAUUGGAAGGCACUCAGUAAGGAGAUGGGCGUUCGUACGUUCUGUUUCCCCGAUAGCGCUGUUCGCAAGCACAUGCAUGACAUCCAUAAAUUACUGGAUAUGCUGGACGCGCCUCUUACUACCUAUCUCACGUUUGAAGAGCUCCAGAUGAGCAUACUUUCCUUGAUGAAGUCCCAUCUCGAGAAGCUUUGCCAGGUUGAUGGUAGCCAUGAGAAGUCGCAUCUCCCCAGUCGAAAGUACGAUGGACAUCAUUUUCAGGCGCAUUGA
Aspergillus eucalypticola CBS 122712 is the source of this 1269-nucleotide messenger RNA. RefSeq lists its product as uncharacterized. The transcript is spliced from 3 exons. The record is from RefSeq and is a predicted model, not a curated record. Lineage: Eukaryota; Fungi; Ascomycota; Eurotiomycetes; Eurotiales; Aspergillaceae. The coding region runs from base 1 to 1269 and encodes 422 amino acids.